Molecule: messenger RNA, 914 nt
Organism: Musca domestica (house fly)
Lineage: Eukaryota; Metazoa; Arthropoda; Insecta; Diptera; Muscidae
Product: endoribonuclease Dcr-1-like
Exons: 1
Coding region: 118-738 (206 amino acids)
Biological process (GO): siRNA processing; pre-miRNA processing; apoptotic DNA fragmentation
Cellular component (GO): cytoplasm; nucleus; RISC complex
Molecular function (GO): RNA binding; deoxyribonuclease I activity; ribonuclease III activity
Source: RefSeq, a predicted model, not a curated record
GACGUCUUUCAUUUUGGUAUCCCAAAUUUGCACCGCCUAUCGUCUCCACAGAGGGGAGCGUUGCAAAUUUCUAAGUUCUUACAAGCAAUCGGUUCCAUCCAAUAAUCCAUAUCCACCAUGUCAUUUCAUUGGUGCGAUAAUCUGCAUACAGCAGUUUUUAGUCCUCGUGACUAUCAAGUUGAACUUUUAGCUGCUGCAUUUGAGCGCAACACCAUGAUAUGUUUGGGCCAUAAAUCGUCCAAGGAAUUCAUUGCGUUAAAACUGUUGCAAGAAUUGGGACAUAAGCAACGACUGCUAGAUAACAAAAUUGCUAUUUAUCUUAGUACGAGCAAGGCGCCGGCAAUGUUUACAAUGUUGCAACACUUAACAGAUUUGAGGGUAUGCCAGGAGCCAAGCACUACUUUUGAUGAUCUGCCUCGGGGGUUUAAUGUUUACAUUUUGCAACCGAAAACAUGUCUACAUUUGAUGCGCGAGGGUGUUCUCAAGAUGGAAAAAGUAUAUUUGCUGGUAUUGGAUGAUUGUCAUCAGGAUACAUUAUUUGCAGACAUGCGAGAAAUAUUUAGUAGUUUUUAUAAAAUCGAAGACCUACAAGAUAUGCCAAAAGUGUUGGGUCUAGCUGGUCCUUUGCAUAGUGCGGGUUGUGACUUAGCUGAACUGUCUGCAAUGCUUAAUGGCCUAGAAAAGACCGUCAAAUGUCGAACGGAAACAGCAAGCGACAUUGUCACAGUUUUAAGGUAAAUAACUCUAGAUUCUUUUAGCAUUUGUCUUAAAGUGUGGGUACAUAAGCAGCUUGGCAUAUUUUGUGACACAUUAUAAAGGCUUGCUCCCGGACUUAACAGUUAAAUAGAAAUUUUGGCUACAAAAAUGUAAAUGUAAUUGGAAAAUAUUAAAGUUGAGUGAAUUUAGAAAAGUAA